GCAGACACCGAGCCGCAGUUCGAGUGCGACGGCGCGUGGUGUGCCUCCCCCUCCUUGCAGAGAUUUGGCCGUACGGCGGUCGACUACCGGCUUGGGAGGAUAUAUGUUGACGGGAGGUUCGUACGCUCUGUUGUGGGGGACGAACUGGUUGAGCGGGUUGAAGAUGCGUUACAUGGGCCUACAGAGGGGCGGACGAGGAGUGCCAAGCAGCGGGAAGAGCGGGAGCGGGCAGAGAGGGAGCAGCAGGGAGAGGCGGAGCGUCAGGAGCUGGGACUGGAAGGGAGUGGGAAUGGGAAUGGGAAGGGGGUUGGGGUUGGGGUUGAAACCCUCUUGCCUGAACAGGUUCAGGAGGUGAUAAGUGUCGUGGAUGAGCUGAGGGAGGGGAAGCGGAAGCGGAAGAGGGAGGAGGAGGGGUCGACGGGCGCGAGUGAGGAGGUUGGACCUAGCCCUAGUCCGGCUAAGAAACGGAAGGGGGGUUCGAAGUCUAAGAAAGCUACUGCUAAGGAUAGGAGGAGGGACAAGGACAAGGACAAGGGCAAGGAGGACAAGGACAAGGAGAGCGAGGGCAAGGACGUCACUGUUAUGCCUGCCGAAGCUACUCCUGCGCCGAAGAAGAAAAGCCAUAAGGCGCCGCUCAUCUUCUACUCUGAACGAACGACGCGCAGCAGUUCGAGGAUGAACAACUCCCCUGAUGCGGCGACCGGCGCGGACAAGAAGCGAAAGCGGGACGAGGAAGAGCAAGAGCUCGACGCGGUCGGGGAGGAAACGGCCCCAUCUUCGAAGAAGCAGAAGAAGGGCGAUGCGUCACCCGCUGAACCUGGUCCUCCUCAAGUCGAAGCACCCUCUCCGUCCCUCGCCGUCGACAAUAGUGUGGACGAGGCUGAUUCUGGCAAGAGACGGAAACGGGUCGAAGAGGCCGAUCUUGCCUUGCUGGAAACGGCUCCCGCUGACGAGAGACCUGUGGCGCCCCUCUCGAGCAGACAGAAAAAGACGUCGCCUGCCGUCUUGGACGAGAUUGCAGCGUCUCACUCAACAGCGACUUCCGAACUGGCCCCUGUCGCUGCUGCCGCCGGCUUGCCUGGGACUGAGGUAUCCAAAUUGACGGCAUAGGGUGUUACUGUGCAUGCCUGUUGCCUGUGAAUGAUGUGCUCGCAAGAGCUGUUC
This is a messenger RNA of Dacryopinax primogenitus, 1164 nucleotides long. RefSeq lists its product as uncharacterized. The transcript has a single exon. The coding region runs from base 583 to 1110 and encodes 175 amino acids. The record is from RefSeq and is a predicted model, not a curated record. Lineage: Eukaryota; Fungi; Basidiomycota; Dacrymycetes; Dacrymycetales; Dacrymycetaceae.